Aspergillus mulundensis is the source of this 921-nucleotide messenger RNA. Its product is annotated as CDP-diacylglycerol--inositol 3-phosphatidyltransferase. NCBI's taxonomy places the organism in Eukaryota, Fungi, Ascomycota, Eurotiomycetes, Eurotiales, Aspergillaceae. Gene Ontology annotation, molecular function: CDP-diacylglycerol-inositol 3-phosphatidyltransferase activity. The transcript is spliced from 3 exons. The record is from RefSeq and is a predicted model, not a curated record. Gene Ontology annotation, biological process: phosphatidylinositol biosynthetic process. Gene Ontology annotation, cellular component: Golgi apparatus; membrane. The coding region runs from base 1 to 921 and encodes 306 amino acids.
AUGAGCGCCCGAACUAGAAGACAAAAGGCCGCGCUGGCCGCCCAGCCCGAAGGAAGCGACGACAUCUCAUCGACGAGUAAUGGCACAACACAGAGAUCACCAAAACAAAGCAGGUCAGCCACACCGGAAGACGAUGGAGUGAAAGAGAACGUGUAUCUCUUUGCUCCCAACAUAAUUGGUUAUGUGAGAGUCGUGCUGGCGAUUGCAUCCCUCUACUAUAUGCCUCUCCACCCACGAACGUGCUCGAUUCUAUACAGCGUUUCCUGCUUGCUGGAUGCCUUGGACGGAUAUGCGGCGCGGUAUUUCAACCAGUCUACCACGUUCGGCGCUGUGCUAGACAUGGUGACUGAUCGUUGCACAACUGCCUGCCUCCUCGUCUUCCUGAGUUCGGCCUGGCCACGAUGGGCGCUCAUCUUCCAGUCUUUGAUCGCCUUGGAUAUGGCCAGUCACUACAUGCACAUGUACGCGACCCUCAGCAUGGGAGGUUCUAACCAGAGCCACAAGAAAAUCGAUUCUUCACGAAGCUGGAUUCUAUACCUCUACUACAACAGCAGGACUGUUCUGUUCAUCUGCUGUGCUCUCAAUGAGCUCUUUUUCAUCGGCCUCUACCUACUCUCUUUUUCGUCUCCCACCCUAUCGCCUUCGCUACUUCUGCCCCCACAAGGUGUCACCGUGGGCGGAACGCCUCCGCCUCCUGCCUCUACGAGCGUCUUCGCUAGCCCCUGGAGUGCUGGGGCGCUCGAGUUGGCCCGGGCCAACAAGAUUGACAGCUUCUGGCCCUGGGUGAUUACUGCCGUCUCGUUCCCGGUCAUGGCUUUCAAGCAGUUUGUCAACGUUGUGCAGUUGGUCAAGGCGUCCAACUGGCUAGUGGAAGGAGAUCUUGAAAGCCGACGGAAGGCUCGGAAGGCUCGGAAGAAUUAA